Lepisosteus oculatus (spotted gar) is the source of this 2275-nucleotide messenger RNA. RefSeq names its product teratocarcinoma-derived growth factor 1 (gene tdgf1). The record is from RefSeq and is a predicted model, not a curated record. Gene Ontology annotation, cellular component: cell surface; extracellular region. Gene Ontology annotation, molecular function: nodal binding; activin receptor binding. Gene Ontology annotation, biological process: blood vessel development; nodal signaling pathway; heart development. NCBI's taxonomy places the organism in Eukaryota, Metazoa, Chordata, Actinopteri, Semionotiformes, Lepisosteidae.
GUGCAGGAGGCAGUGGGGAGUGAUAUGUUAGAAGUCAUCCAGUUAAACUAGCAUCUAGACUUCUUCUAUAUAACGCCUUUAUUUUACACAGGAGAUAAAAUAAUAUACUAAUUUUCGUCCUCGGAACAUUUUAAAAUGAAAUUUGCAAGCCGCUUCAGAAUUGUUAUUUCCCUGGUGGUUACCUUUCAGACUGUUCGUUUUGGAUUAGGUUGUGAUGAGCAGGAGUGUGAUGCAUCUAAACCUGAAAAUAAUGCGCAAAACGAAGAAAAUCUUAAACGGUUUACUGAAAUGAAUGUUCAGCCGGAGAGACUGAAGAAACGAGAUCCUGAUUCUGUUGUGCCGUUUGUUGGCCUAACUGGAAGUGCACAGCUGAGUAGAACUUGUUGUGAAAAUGGGGGUACCUGUAUUCUUGGAAGCUUUUGUGCUUGCCCAAAGCAUUUCAAGGGCAGAAGAUGUGAAUAUGAUGAACGUACCAAGAACUGUGGCAUCAUUCCUCAUGGAGAAUGGAUACAGAAAGGUUGCUCAUAUUGCCGGUGUAUGUAUGGAGUUCUUCACUGCUUUCCACUUGUGUUCCAGGAUGGCUGUGAUGAAACGGAGGAUGUCUUGUGGUUCCGUUCAAAAGGUUGCAGCAUACUGAUGUCCAUGUACAUUGUAUUUCUAGGAUUACUGAUGCAUAUUCUCAUUUGACCUUGCAAUUUCUGUGUUGAAAUUGCCUUAGUUUGAUGACUCUCAUCUCCCCUGUCCCUUAUAAUCAAAGAAGCGUAUCUAAAACGCAGGGAAGCAAUACCAUUUACAAUAUUUGUAUUUUGAUCAGUUAGGUAAUAUUGAAAUUCACCUUUCUUCCAGUGAAAGACAAAAUUUCCAUUGUGUGGAAAAACAUAUCUGUAAAUAAGAUGGUUUUAUUUUUGGGGGGGUUUAAGUGUUUAACUUUAACAGAUUUUUUUUGCAGUUUUUAAUUCCAAAAUUUUAAAUGUCAUGAAUAACACGAUUCAACAUGUAUAACAGUUAGCAGACAUUCCAGGAAGUAUUUUGCCUAACAAAAUGGUAUACACACAACAGUCAAGUAUAUCAUCAGUACUACAUUUGCUUUAGUGUCUUUCUCUGCAAAUAUGAUAAAUCAUUAAGAUGUUUAAGGCAGCCUGCUUCUUGUGUAUUUUUACUUUUGAAUAAAAGUAUUGCUUUAAAACUGCAAACAAAACUGUUAAUAGUGAUAAGUACCUGUGACCUAUUUAUAAAUUAUUCAUAAUAUAAAUUAUAAAAGACCCAAGCACUUUACUUUAAAAGCCCAGGAACCAACAUACCUUUUCUAAGGUUAAGGAAUGCUCUGAGGUCUUUAUUUAAUCAUACAUAAGCCCAUAAACCCACUGCCAGUUGAGAAUUGCAAGCAUUGGUGGUAGAUGUCCCCUGUUUACCAAGGUUUCUGCUUUUAACCAUAACAGAACUGCCUUUAAGCAGCAGCAAAUUUGGAAUUUACAAUAGAAUAAGUAAUCUAUCCAUUUGUUAGCUGAUUAGUCUUUUCAGUGCUCCCAGCUAUAUUUGUAGCUCUUCAUGAAAUACAUUUACAGAGCAAUGCUGGUGUGGCAAAAUUAAGUUAUUUAAUGUUUCAUUCAUACUCCCUCCAAACAACAUCUCCCUUUUCCACUUAUUUCCAAAGAAGGCAAAUUAAAUUAAGCAAUGCACAUUGAGCUCUGCUUAAUGUUAAAAUGUAGUUGUAACUCAAACAUUCUUUUUCACUUGCUAUCAGUGGGGAAAGGGAGUAAGUCUGAUAAAGCUUGAAUGACCCCCAGUCUUUGGCAAGCAUUGUUAUUAUUAGUGAAACGACUCCUAUGCUAUUGGCUAUAUCAAACCUCUUAUCUAAGAGGCACAAUUAAACUGGCUAAUAGUUUACUGAUAAUCUUGUAGUAUAAUUCAUACCCUGGAGUGGUAAAAGUUAAAAUAAAGUGCUUUGGAAGCUUUUUUUUGUUACUUUAUUCUUAUUUAGUUAGCAAAGCUGUGAAACCAGUUUAAAUCACAAGCUUUGGCUAUGCUUCAGUUUUAGAAUAGCUUAAUUAUUCCAGCCAUGAGCAAUGUAGAUUUGUUUUUUAAUAUACCACAUUUAAAAGUUCUAUUGUCUGAUCUUUUAAUUUUGUGUGUUAAUUAUACAUUGUAAAAUAUCACAUUUAAUGAACAUAGAUUUAAUUGGUUUAAGAGUUUUAUUCAGCUAAAUAAUGGCAAUUAUGCGUGUUGAAUUGAUACUGGAAGCAGGUAAUGAAGUGUGCAUCUUAACACAGUUGUA